CGCUAAUUCUGUACUCCUAAUAACUCCGACGAUUUUUCGAACCGUUUAAUCGGACAGACGGCGCCAUUUCUGUUAUACUAGCGUUUCCAAUUAAUGCCUUCCAGUGCGAUUCUUUUAACGCACGUAUCGUAUCCUGUAUAAACGCAUGCGUAUAUGGAUACGCACCGGGAAGGCAUAUAUGUCCGCUACUGUACAUAUCUCCUUCCUUCUGUCAUAAUUUACUUUUUCUUUUCGUCUCGUUACGAGACUCCAGUAUUUCGAUAAAUCCUCCUCCACUAUUUUCCUAACACUUCCGGUGUUAUGUUUGACUGUGUUUGACGUUUCUGUCUCUCGUGACAUAUAGCAGUUAUUGAUAUCACGAGGUUAUAAGUAUCGAAAUAUAUUAACUUAAGGAUCUAAUUACAAAAAUCAUGCUUGUGUUGGUAUUGGGAGAUUUGCACAUUCCACACAGAUGUAGUAGUCUCCCAAGUAAAUUCAAGAAACUGUUGGUACCGGGAAGAAUACAGCAUAUUUUAUGUACUGGCAAUCUCUGUACAAAGGAAUCCUAUGAUUAUCUCAAGACACUAGCCAGCGAUGUACAUGUGGUCAGAGGAGAUUUUGAUGAGAAUCUAAAUUAUCCGGAACAAAAAGUAGUUACUGUAGGCCAGUUCAGAAUAGGACUUUCUCAUGGGCAUCAAGUGGUGCCAUGGGGUGAUCCAGAAUCUUUAGCCUUGAUACAAAGACAAUUGGAUGUCGAUAUUCUCAUAUCUGGGCACACACAUAAAUUCGAAGCUUACGAACAUGAAAAUAAAUUCUAUAUCAAUCCUGGAUCAGCUACUGGAGCUUACAAUCCUCUAGAUACGUCAGUUAUACCAUCAUUUGUGUUGAUGGAUAUUCAAAGUUCAACAGUGGUUACUUAUGUGUACCAAUUGGUCGGAGACGAAGUUAAAGUAGAAAGAAUUGAAUAUAAGAAGAGUUAGAGCCAAUGGAAAUUUAAGAAUAUACCUAUUACGGGUUAUAUCCAAAAUUUAUAACACAAUUAUGUGCAUGAGUAAUCAAUAUUUGCCGAGUACUUUUAAUCAGUCUCGGAUUAAUUAAUUAGCAUUUAAGAGUAAUUAUUGAAUCAUAUACUUAUUGUAUAUAAAAUGAUAUCAAUAUUAUAUAUAAAAGUUUUCUCGGAUUUAAAAUAAGUUAAUAUCAAAUUAAAAUAAAUAUUACUUUGAUGUAACAAAUUUUAAAUUUAUAGAUUUAUAAAUUUUUCGAAAAGAAUUCCUAAAAAAGGAAUAUAAAAAUAGUAUCAAAAACGAGAAUACUCCUGUAAGUUUCAGUUUAGAACUCUAUAAGACUAUUAUGUAUGGCAUUUAAUAUAUACAGUCACUUUAAUCCUUUUAUUUCCAUAGAAAAACAUGACAUGAAAGAUGAAACAUUAUUUUUUUUCUGUUUAAGUGACAGAAAAAUAGAUGCGUAUAUCAUAUUAAAAUCUUAGUAAUGACUUUUAGAUAAUAUCAAUAAUUGAAGUAAAAGUAAUAUUAAUAAUUGACUAUCA
This is a messenger RNA of Solenopsis invicta (red fire ant), 1525 nucleotides long. It is a transcript of the gene Vps29, whose product is annotated as vacuolar protein sorting-associated protein 29. NCBI's taxonomy places the organism in Eukaryota, Metazoa, Arthropoda, Insecta, Hymenoptera, Formicidae. Gene Ontology annotation, biological process: intracellular protein transport; retrograde transport, endosome to Golgi. The transcript is spliced from 4 exons. The record is from RefSeq and is a predicted model, not a curated record. Gene Ontology annotation, cellular component: endosome; retromer complex. Bases 411 to 959 code for a protein of 182 amino acids.